UCUUGUCUCAACAAAAAAAAAAAGCAAACCCUAACUAGUUUUUUUUUUCUUUCUCCGUAGCUAUGGAGGUUCCAAUGAUCAAUAGAAUUAGAGAUUUCGAAGUAGGCAUAAACUCAAUAAACGAUCCAUCGUUUCUCUCCCGAUCUGUUGCCGUCUCCGGUAUCGGAAAGCUACACCAAGCUUACGGUUUCUGGAAAUGGGGAGCUUUGAUCAUCGCAUUUUUAGCUUAUUUCACGAAUUUCAUUACAAGACUCAAGAGUUUAGUUGUUAGGUUAAGGAAGAUAGAUGUCUCCAUCUCUCCCCCAACUCUUUUCGAUGAUUACGACACAGACUCCGACGUCUCUUGCUCUUCCUCCCCUUCUUCAGACGAUGAUGAAGAAGACGCGGAAGACAAAGACGAAGAAGACGUUGACUCUAUUUACGAUCAAGGAUGGGUCAACGGAAGCUUCCGCGCGAGAGGAUCCGAACAAGGGCAAAAUGGUAAUUUCACAUGUUUUAAUGGUAGUUUCGGAGAUUUGUUCUCGUGGCCGGAUCUCGGCGGGAUUGGAUCGAGCGGAGUCGUGAAGCUUUGGGAUCAUUUGGAUAUUGACGGUGAUGAGGACGGAGAUGGUGAGAAUGUGGUGGCGUCGUUUCUCAGGAACUGCGGCGGAGCCGCUUCGCCGUCGUCGAUUUUUCUGACGGCGGAGAAGAGAGGAAGCGACGGCGUUAAAGUGGAGGCGCGUGAUCCACGUGUUGGUUUUCGGAUGCCGGCGUUGUUGGCGGAGUGGAGGCAGCCGGGGAGGUUUCUAGGGAAUAUAAUCGGAGUCGACGUCGGAGGCGUGGAGAAGAUUUACGUCAGGGAUGAUGUCAGCGGGAAGGUCGCCGUGGGGGAUUUGAGGAGGUUUAACGGUGCGUUGACGGAAAAUGACGGUGAGACUUGGUGGGACACUGACGUCGUUAUCGGAGGUUGAUGACGGCUUCGUUGAGGAGAUGCUUUAAAUAAUUAAAGAUUUGAUUGUGACGGUUGCGUCUUGGAAGAUUCAAACGCGAUAAUGAUUAAGGAGAAGGACGAACGUUUUGUAAAUAAUUUGUAUGUUUUGCUUCUCUUUCAGUUUUUAUUUUAGAAUUUGAAUAAAUCAACUUCGGAUGAUUCUAUCAAAUGGUUAAAUUUUUUUCUUGAGUUUUGUUUGGUCGGUUACUUCACUUGGAGUGACUGACCAUGUGGCCGGUUGCGAGUUUUUGUAAGGUUAAUAUAUAGUAUAGGGAAAAAACCGCAAUGGUUAAAAAAACAAUUUUGAAGAUAAUGUCGUGAAAAAUAUGGCUAGGGGACUAGGACUGGUAAUUUAGCUGGAAAAUGGUAAAAAGAAAAUUGAUACUGUACUAAUUUUAUGAAUCAAAAGCAAAGCAGAG
Messenger RNA from Eruca vesicaria subsp. sativa (arugula), 1389 nucleotides. The record is from the annotation of a GenBank genome assembly. Lineage: Eukaryota; Viridiplantae; Streptophyta; Magnoliopsida; Brassicales; Brassicaceae.